This is a messenger RNA of Plodia interpunctella (Indianmeal moth), 3276 nucleotides long. RefSeq lists its product as uncharacterized. Gene Ontology annotation, molecular function: ubiquitin protein ligase activity; ubiquitin conjugating enzyme binding. The record is from RefSeq and is a predicted model, not a curated record. The transcript has 15 exons. Lineage: Eukaryota; Metazoa; Arthropoda; Insecta; Lepidoptera; Pyralidae. Gene Ontology annotation, cellular component: cytoplasm. Bases 213 to 2081 code for a protein of 622 amino acids. Gene Ontology annotation, biological process: multicellular organism development; proteasome-mediated ubiquitin-dependent protein catabolic process.
GUAAAUCUUUGGGUAGGCAGACCUAAAACCAAAGAGUAGUAUCCUACUUCAAUACUACCAAACCAACAGUGAAGCGGUGAGUGAAAGAUAGAAAGGAAAAUAAAAAUACAUUUUUGCAACUGUGUUUAUAUGUAAACUAAUUGUUAGAAACAACCACGCUUAAUUUUUGUGGGAGUGAAAUUUGGUUCUAUAUUUUUGCCUGUAAGUGUAAAAUGGGUGGCAGACAAGAAAGACUAAAAAAUUCACUGGGAAUCAGCGAAUAUCCUUGGAGUUCAGAUGAUGAUGAAAAUGAAAACAAUCACACUAAUCCUCUGAAUUUAGUGAGGAGGCCUGAAGAUGCUCCCCGGCCAAGUUUAGGAGAAAUGCCGGGAACUAGUAGUGAGCCAACAUUGGCACAAAUCCCUACAGGUAGUUCAGCACCGAGGACUGAGCCUAAUGCAGAAAGUGGGAUGAUCUGGACAUAUAAUUUUGAAAACCAUCCUCAAUCGCGUACCAGGUUUUGUGACGCGGGAAUGGCGAGUACGUCUCAAAACCCUCGAUUACCAUUGAUUCUGCCGGAGCGGCGGGAGUCAAGGCUGGAGCGCCCAUCAUCUGCGGACAUGCAGCGGGUAAUAGCGCGAUGGAAGACGCGCGAUGAAUUCAUACGCUUCACCAAGAGCCUCAGCGCCAUGCGCAAUAAUAGACCAAACCCUAAUAUUUACCCUGUGUAUUCAAGAAGUACGUCCGGACCGUCAAGGAACCCGCUAUUCAACCAUGCAGUAUCAGCUGAUACACCACCAGUCACGAGGACCCACUUUAGGCACCUGCCAAAGCGGCUCUACACUAACCGAAGCGACUAUGGAUCUCCUAGUAGGCGGUCUGGGUGCAGUUCGUCCGGGCACGGGUCGCGGGGCAACGGCUGUUUGCCGACACACAACAGCUCCCUGCUGAACCCUGCAUCUGAGGAGAUGCACCAAGAGACCUUCAACGUUGAACUCUCUGAUGAAGAAUUAGUAUCGACUACUCCGCCGCCACGUGAAAUCAACUCGGCAGCCGCUGACAGGAGCGGGGACAUCACUGAAGACGUACACGAUACGUCGGGCGGCACGACGUCGGACGAGCCCGCGCCGGCGCCCGACGCCAACGCGGCGCCCCAGGACUCCGUUGACGGCCCCGACCGCAUCACAGAAGAGGGAACCGAGCUUGCUGACGCCGCGCCUUCAACUUCGCAAUCGCAACACAAUCGCGAGAAGAAGCGACGGGAUGGUAAAGACCAUGAUGACAGCGAACCGUCGAGUGUCAAAGAGUUUAAUCAAAAUCUGUUACGCCUGCUGGAGUGCCCGGUGUGCCUGGAGUGGAUGGAGCCCCCGAUAGCGCAGUGCCGGCGGGGGCACCUCGUGUGCACGGCGUGCCGCGGCCGCCUGGCCGCCUGCCCCGUGUGCCGGACCACCUUCUCUUCAGUCCGGAACCGUGCCAUGGAAGGGGUGUCGGAGCUGCUGCGCUACCCGUGCCGGCACGGAUGCGGGCGCGAGGUGCGACUGCGGCGCCGCACGCAGCACGAGGCGAGCUGCGCCGCGCGCAAGUACCAGUGUCCCGUCGCCGCCUGCGCGCAGCGCUCGCCGCUCGCCAUGCACGAGCUGGCGCAUCACUUCCAGAGCAAGCACGUGGACGUGCUGAAGACGGGCCGCAAGCACAAGUUCUCCAUGAAGGUGAACUCGGAACACCACGACGACUGGAUCAUCAUGGCCCUGCACGAGUUCUUCCAUCUGAGAGUCGACGUGGACGUGCGCAACUGGGGCGUCGUCUUCUACGUGGCUUACAUCGGGCCCAAGUCAAAUGCUAAAAAUUUCACCUAUAGUAUAACCAUUAACGGCCAAAACCAGUCCAGGAAGCUGUCAUACGUGCGCGUGACACACAGCGACCUCGACCGCUCGUUGCUGAACGUAAACAGAACUGACUGCUUCCAUCUCACCUUGGACCAGGCACUCAACUUCCUCAGGUUUAAAAGCCGGCAUAGCGAUCCGGACAAAUACCUGGACUUCAAUGUCGAGAUAGCGAAAACCGACGACGAUGAAGAAAACAAGGAAACGCAGGAGACUUAAAGUGUCGCGUCGAUCGUGCGCGGCUAAAGUAUCGCAUGAGAAUGCGUCAUUAUUGUGCCAUUAUGAGGCAAGACGCCCUGCUAAACACUUUCAAGUUUUAGCAUAACUAUAAUCCCUAACAUUUAAUCCGUAAUUAAUUUAAUAAAUAAUACAGUAGAAUAAGUUGAAUCUCAGUGAGGUGAAGAUAAAAUCAUACAAAAAUUGCAAAAUGUAUGUCUCUUAUCUUCUCGUGUUCCCGGUUGCAUUCGGAGCUGUGAAGGUCCAAAGCCCAGGUUUAGUGUAAAAAAUUAGACAACAGAUGAUCUCAAAGUUCAAGCCUCGACUACGUCUUUCCAGCGAUUGCGCUGAAAGUUUAUGAUAAAAACUUAACGUGAAUAUUUUUGCGUUUACCCAACUUUAAAUAUUUUGGGCGAUUGGGCGUAACUAUCUUUGAUUUAAACAGAUUUAAAUCUGUCAUUAUAUUGAUUAGGCAUUGUAAUAAAGCUUAAAAAUUGAGAGCAACAUCAGGAGGCUAGGUUUUUUUAUCCACCAAAGCUGAUAAGGCUCAAUCGCUCGUAGUAUAUUAAUAAUCUUGCUUACCGAGUUGAUCUCAUGUAUAUUUUAAAAUGCCUCUUUCGAUAUUUAUUCGAUUUCUGAAGCUGUAUACUUAGGUUGAUUCCGCCUAUUGUUUAUUUUAUAACUGAAUUCUCAGGGUGUAGUUUGUAGAAAAACUGAUAUCUCGUCUAUUUAGACACAACACCAAAUGCUUUUUUAACAUUUUACAAAAGCAGGGUCGUUAGAAUUAACGUGACCAACGCAUGGCGUUUAGACAAGUAAGUCAUAUUUAUUAUUAAGCCGAUAAAUAUAAAUUAUGGUUUUGUUUCUCAUAUUUUUAUAUUAAGUUUCUCACUAUCGAACCUUUUCCCAGUAUAGUAUAUUGAUAAAAUGUUUUACUACUUAUUUUAUAUUAAUACUUAUUUUACGUUAAGUUUACAUGUCUUAUAUUUUAUUAGAAAUAAUCAAAAUUGUUAUAUUUUCUACCAGUUUGCCUUCUUUUAGUUUCAGAAAAUUCUAAUUACAUAUUUCCACAUCUUCGUCAAAAAAUAUUUACUAAUAUGUGUCAAUGGAAAAGCGAUAGUAUAGCCAUGCAUGUAUACCACAUUAGUGUUUAUCUAUGGAUUAUUAAAUCAUUAAAUUAAACGUCAUACAUAUUUAA